Puma concolor (puma) is the source of this 684-nucleotide messenger RNA. The record is from RefSeq and is a predicted model, not a curated record. NCBI's taxonomy places the organism in Eukaryota, Metazoa, Chordata, Mammalia, Carnivora, Felidae.
AUGCCAGUCUUGAAGGACGCCAUGCCCCUUAUGAAGGAGCCCCAUCCCCUGCCUCAGGCCCCGCUUCCCUGGAUCCUCCCAAGCCUGUUUGCUGCCUUCAAUGUGGUGCUGCUGGUAGUUCUCAGUGGCCUUUUCUUUGCGUUCCCUUGCAGGUGGCUGGCCCAGAAUGGGGAGUGGGCUUUUCCUCUUGUCACAGGCCUCCUCUGUGUCCUCACCUUCUUCAGUCUCGUUUCACUCAAUUUCUCAGACCCGGGCAUCUUGCAUCAAGGCUCCAAUGAACAGGGCCCCAUGAUGGUGCAUGUGGUGUGGGUGAACCAGAGGGCCUUCCGUCUGCAAUGGUGCCAAAAGUGCUGCUUCCACCGCCCGCCCCGGACCUACCACUGUCCCUGGUGCAACGUCUGUGUGGAAUGCCGAUACCUGCAGGGAUACAACCCCUUCGACCACGGCUGUGCCAGCAACUGGUAUUUAACAAUUUGUGCACCGCUGGGACCCAAGUACAUGGCUGAAGCUGUCUGGCUGCAGAGAGUGGCGGGGUCUGACUGGGUGCCCAUGCAGAACCUGCACUUCCCAGUGUGCCCCUCGGUGCUCAGUCCCCCAGCCCUCCCAGAACCUGGCUCUGGCCCCCCAGCCCCAAUCUCUGAGUCUCCACAAACCAGGGAAGGUUCCCUCAGGGAGAGGCUCUAG